UGGGCGUGCUGGGCAGUCAAUAAAAAGAGAGCCUUUGCAUCAUUUUGCAGGUAUCCGUAUAAAGAGAGACUUUAAGACUGCCUCAUUUUGCAGGUUUCCGCUGGUGACCCGACAUGAAGCUACUGCUCUUGCUCCUGCUGCUGCUGCCCGUCUGCUCAGCGCAGUUUAGCAUCGACUGUUACGGACGAGACCCGCUGGCGAUGGUGCCGCACAUCCUGAACUGCAACAGCGCAGAUGAGCCUCAGGCGUGCUACGCAAGAGAUAAUGGCGAGAAAGGCUGCGUCACGCACGACAAGUGCUCUCUGCCCGGCUGGACCUGUUGCUACUCCUCUCUCUGCAACCACUGAGCCCCGCCCCGUUUCACUGAUUGAUUCACGCAAUGUUGGUGCUCUUGUCGUUCGUCGACCAAGUGAAACAACCAAAGAAAAUAAAGGAACUCAAAGUCCAUCCAUCCAUCCAUUUUCAAUACCGCUUGUCCCCACGGGAGUCGCGGGGGAGCUCAAAGUGUGGACGGAAAAUGAUUGCAAUGAAAUAAAGCAUUCAUAACUCAA
Molecule: messenger RNA, 551 nt
Organism: Syngnathus acus (greater pipefish)
Lineage: Eukaryota; Metazoa; Chordata; Actinopteri; Syngnathiformes; Syngnathidae
Exons: 3
Coding region: 114-347 (77 amino acids)
Source: RefSeq, a predicted model, not a curated record